AUGUUGCAAAGUUGUGCGGGGUCCUGUACCCUUUUCCCUUCGCACUUAGUGUGCAGGAGGAGGGACGCAGUUUAUCGAAUCAGGGUGAGUCUGCUCCACCCACAGCAGAGACAACACAACUCAUGUAGCAACACCAGGCAUAGAAAAAUAGUAGUAAUUCCAUUUAGCCAAAAGGAUCAAACACUCUAUUAUAAAAAUAUCCCGUUCUGUGUAGAACUGCUGGAUGCUAAAAAUAAAAAAGAUAUCUUGGAGAUAUACAAGAUGGUGAGAAAUGAAGAUGACAGGAAGAAUUUUCCCUCUGAUUUUGUUGAUAACUUAUUUUCAUGCACAAGAAAAUUUGUCCGUUCUCUACUGCCACACGAGUUUGUACGUAUUUACAAAACAAUGAUCGUCAUAGGGAAGAAGGAUAAGGAGCUAGACUUGCUAAUGCAUCAACAGAUGAAGAGGAUACAUGCGAACUUUGAUGUGAUCACCAUUAGUAAGCUCUUUCAAUUAUUUACCAUUGGCAAGUGGAGGCCAGUUUAUUUGAUAAAGAUGCUGACCGAGACGUUCCUCAGAUGCCUGGAGAGGGAAGGGGUAAAUCAAUCUGACGAUCAACGGAUCAACGGAUCAACCGAUGAAUCCACCAACCAAACCCACCAAUGUACAACUGAUUCGACCCUGCGUCCCUGGCAUGUGCGCGAACUGGUAGCCAUUUUCUGCUUCUUCCGUAUCCAGUCGGAAAAACACAUAAAGAACAUUUUCCACCACUGCACCCCGUGGAUAGGAAAGAACAUACAAAAGUUCACCCCCAAGGAUGUCACCAUUAUUUUGUAUAGUACCGUGCACCUGGGGAGGCAGAACCCCAUUAUCCUAAGUGCCGCAGUAAAACAUGUCACCUUUAAUGGAGAUUCCUUUCAGUUUUUCCAGCUAGCCAUUAUCCUUAACUGCUUCGCAUCAUUGGGAGAGAAAAACAGCAAACUGUGCAAAGUUGUGUGCGACCAGGUUAAAAGGAGGAUGCGUCCAACCCUCUCUCCAGGGAUAACCAGUCCAGGUGUUCACCCCGAUGAAGUGGUCGAAAUAGGUCCCACUGAUAUAGAAGCAGACUGCGCGACAGAUGUGUUUGGAGGUUCCUCAGCUAAUGCACCAAGUGUAUUUGCAGUCAACCAGAAAAGGGAAUCUACAGAUGCACACAAGAAUAAUAAAAGAUGCUCGAUUCAGGGGGGAUAUCCAGAACCGAAAGAUGUGUCUGUGAUGGUGAAUGCGCUUAUAAGGCUAGAGCAUUAUGAUAAUGCAACCUUUAAUUGCCUUAUCCCGUACAUCGUUAAUCACGCAUCUAAAUUUUCUCCGCAAUCAUUAAGUAACUUGGUUCAUGCAUAUUCGCAGAUGCAAAUAAAGGACACGCUGAUGUUGGAGAAACUGUCAGAAGAAUGUAUUAUAAAAAUGAAGAAGUUCAAAAAUAUAGAGAUGAGUAAUUUGGCUAGCUCACUUGUUAGAUUAAACGUAAAAAACAAGGUUCUCUUUACCUACAUGAUUGAUGAAUUUUUGUACAGAGCCACCAUUGGGGUGAAGUAUAAGAAUUACCAGUUUGAUGUGGUUUCUCUGCAACAGUUUGCUUACUCUUUUAGCAAGGUGGGUCUGAGCGAUGAGAAGGUGUACGUCAUCCUUCAUCGCAUGCUCCUUCGAAGAAUCGGUCAACUUCGUAAAAAUUCCAAGAAGGGGGAUAGAGCCACUGAACUGUUGGUGGGAAGAAAGGAUGAAAAGAGGAAUGGACAACCACAUGACCAGCCAGAUAUGCGAUCGAAUAAGCAUCCUGUCUCCUGUUUGGGAGGUAUCGUCUCGAGAGGACCACAGUUUGAUUUCCUGUGCUUAUCUACAAUUGUGAACUCGUAUGCCUCUGCAAAAAUAAAAACGAAGAACUUGUUCCACUUUAUUAGUUACAUUAUAAGAGAAAAAAAGAAAAGAAAAGAGAUACUAUCGAACCAGUCCUUGUGUUGUCUAGUGUAUGGACUGGCAAAACUGCAACUGCCGGAUCGGAAGAUUCAUCAGUUAUUGCUGAAGGAAGGCACCGAGCGGGUAGACACUCUAAAACCUUUCCAGGCUGUACUUCUCCUGUACUCGUUUAGCAAGCUAAGGAUAUAUUCACGAAUGUUUGUAAAGAAAGCAGUUCAGUUGUGUAGUCGGAACAUACACCAAUUGACCCUAGCAGAUUUAUCAUUAGCAUGUUACUCGCUAUCAAAUAUGCUCUACAGAGAUGUAAUAUUUUUGUAUAAAGUCUCCAAAGUUAUCCUUGUAAACAAUUUUGAAUUCGAGAAAACAAACAUCUGCCAACUGUUCAAUUCCUUCACCAAGUUAUGCUUCUUCUACAAGCCGAUUUACCAACUGAUCUUCCAAAGGAUGGUCGUGUGCAUGCACGACUUGGGGGAGAAAGAGUUGGCAAACGUCUCGCUCUCCUUCGCGUAUUACUUCCACACGGUGCGGUUGUCCGUGUGUGAAGGGGAGACGGAGAAAAAGGAGAGGAAGGAAAACGUAAAAGAAAACGUAAAAGAAAACGUAAAGGAAAACGUAAAGGAAAACGUAAAAGAAAACGUAAAGGAAAAGGUAAAGGAAAAGGUAAAGGAAAAGGUAAAGGAAGAAGUGAAGCAAGAAGUGAAGCAAGAAGGGGAGGGCGCCCCCUCCCAGGGAAUUCCCCCAUCGGAGUGCCACCUCGUGCAAAGCCACCCGGAGCUUUUCUUCAGAAACGAACUGAACAUUUUUUUUAACCUCAUCUUUUUGCUAAACGAAAAGUAUCGCCAGAAAAUGUCUAUCAUAAGCAUACAGCAGUUGCAGGUAGUUGAUCUCUACCUUAGAGCAUUCUUUCCCAUGUAUUGUAACUUUCCCGGAUUUUUAAAAACGUUUUUUAUUAAGGUGAGAAGUGUGAAGCAAUGCAUCGAUGACUACCUAAUGAUGUCGUCCAAGACACACCGAAACGUAUCCCGUUUUCUAAGCUUGGUUGGUGUUACGCAUAGGAGUGAAGUUCAGUUUGGCCCAUACCAACUGGACAUCGUGGUGGACUUGCUGCAGAAUAAAAAAAAAAUGAGGGGGUUUGUACGAACCUUGGACGACCCAAGCGUGGAAGAAUCAUCCAAUGUAGAUAUAAUUUAUAAGACGAAAAGAUUGGAGGGGCAGAGGGUCAUCACAGAGAACAGCUAUUCCGAUGGAUCCAAUGCGCAUAAGGUGGUGGAAAAAAAAAUAGAAAAAAAUAUCCUCGUGGAAGUAGAUGGAGUGUCUCACUUCUACAGAGAGAGUCACAGUAGAGCCAUCAACUCGAUUAUCAAAAAUUUUAUUUUAGAAAAAUGCGGUUGGCACAUAAUACAUAUCCCCUAUCAGGAGUGGAAUCAGUGUGUCGAUUUUAAGAGGAAGGUUCUAUACGCUGUGCAGGUGUUGCGGCAAAUUUUGCGCAUAAGCAGGGAAGACAUCUCAGUCGGUGAUUUUCUUCACCUUUUGAGGGAUCCUUCCCCUGUACAGGGACAAAUAUACAGGACAACAGAGGUUGCUUGCGCGACGAACAAUGAAGAACAUAUCACACCUGUAGAAGCGGAAACAAGAACUUCUAGCCAUGGAGAGGUGAAGAGUGAAACCGAAGGAAUGGACACCCCCCACUUUUACACCGUCAGCGAAGAGGAGCUUUUCCGCAAUCAGACAAAGAACCGAAGCAGACAUCAAAAAGGAUUAAUGCAGAAGAUGCACCAGGACAACCAACUCACCUACCCCUUUAACGUGGUACACCCAAGGGGUAGUGCAGAGGGAGAAGUCGUUGCGAACGGAACACAGAUGAGUUCUCAACCCCCCAUGAGUCCUUAG
Messenger RNA from Plasmodium knowlesi strain H, 3822 nucleotides. RefSeq names its product heptatricopeptide repeat and RAP domain-containing protein, putative. Gene Ontology annotation, biological process: regulation of mitochondrial mRNA stability; mitochondrial RNA processing. Gene Ontology annotation, molecular function: RNA binding. The record is from RefSeq and is a predicted model, not a curated record. Lineage: Eukaryota; Apicomplexa; Aconoidasida; Haemosporida; Plasmodiidae. The transcript has a single exon. The coding region runs from base 1 to 3822 and encodes 1273 amino acids. Gene Ontology annotation, cellular component: mitochondrial matrix; ribonucleoprotein granule.